GGUUCAUUGUCAAUUAUAAUCGAUUUUUUUGUUCUUAUUCGAUAGAAACCAUAUUUGACAGAAGAGUUGUCGAAUAUGUCCCCAUAUUCGACAAAAAUUCUUCUGUCGAAGAUGUAUAAUCGACACCCACUAGGCUGUCGAUUAUGUUUUAAGAUAUUCGACAGCAUUGCUGUCGAAUAUGUAGGAAACGAUGAUGUUUCCUCUAUAUAUUCAACAGCAAUGCUGUCCGUGCCUUUUGGUCCAACAUCCAUCACCUCUAAGCCACCACGCACCUCCAUCGUGCCUUUUAAAAUUGAACCUAGAACACAAGAAGAAUAUGAAGAACUGAAGCAACAAGUAAGGAGGUUGAUAGCUGAUGCUAUCACCAUCGAUCCUUCAAAGAAAUUGCAUUUAAUUGAUGCAGUCCAACGCUUAGGCAUUGCUUACCAUUUUGAGAUUGAAAUUGACAAUGCCUUAGAGAAGAUACAUCUUGGUGGUGUUGAUCAUGUUAAAUCUGAUCUUCAAACAAUUGCUCUUUGGUUUCGGUUGCUUAGACAACAAGGAAUCAAAGUUCCAUCUGAGAUAUUCAAGAAAUUCAUGGAUGAAAGGGGAAAAUUCAAGGAAGAUUUGCUAAAUGAUGUGCUUGGAAUGUUGAAUCUAUAUGAAGCUGCACAUUUUCGCCUUCGUGGAGAAGACAUCCUGGAUGAAGCUAUUGCUUUCACUACCUCUCACCUUGAAUCAAUGGCAACAAAAGUAAGCCGUCAGCUUGCAGAACAAAUAGCCCAUGCCCUAAAUCGCCCCAUCCGAAAAGACUUACCAAGAAUUCAAGCAAGGCGUCAUAUCUCUCUGUACUCUAUAGACAACCAUUUUGCUUCCUCUAAUAUAGCACUACUUAGAUUUGCAAAGAUAGAUUUCAACAUGGUACAAGCCUUGCAUCUAAAAGAGCUUAAUGGAAUUGUUGAGUGGUGGACAAAUCUGGAUUUUGCAACAAAGCUACCAUAUGCAAGGGACAGAAUUGUGGAGUGCUAUUUUUGGACAAUGGGAGUUUACUUUGAACCCAAAUAUUCCCUAGCAAGGACAUUUCUAACUAAAGUAAUAGCCAUGACAUCUGUUUUAGAUGAUACAUAUGAUAAUUAUGGGACAUAUGAAGAACUUGAGCUCUUGACUAAGUGUGUUGAAAGGUGGGACAUUGGUGUCAUAGAUCAACUUCCAGAAUAUAUGAAAUUAAUUUAUCAAGCAUUGUUAAAUGUUUAUAGCGAAAUGGAGGUGAAGGUUGCAAAAGAAGGAAGAUCAUAUGCUAUGGAUUACGCAAAAGAGUCAAUGAAGCAAGCAAUAAGAGUUUACUUUCAUGAAGCCAAGUGGCGAGAAGAAGGCUACAUUCCACCUCCGGAGGAGUAUAUGCAGGUUGCCCUCAUUUCUUGUGGUUAUCUAAUGCUCAUAACAAAUUCCCUCGUUGCCAUGGGAGAAGUUGCAACCAAGGAGGCCUUUGAUUGGAUCUCUAAUGACCCUAAAAUGGUUAAAGCUUGCUCAAUUGUAAAUAGAUUCAUGGAUGAUAUUGCCUCACGUGAGUUUGAGCGAACACGAGAUCAUGUUACAUCAGGUAUUGACUGUUAUAUGAAACAAUAUGGCAUUUCAGAGGAAGACACUGUGAAGGUGUUUCGAGAAGAAGUUGCAAAUGCGUGGAAAGACAUUAAUGAAGGAUUCAUGAAACCAACAGUCCUUCCCAUGCAUAUACUCACUCGAAUUUUAAAUUUUGCUCGUGUGAUGGAUUUCUUAUACAAGGAUAUUGAUGGCUAUACGAACUCUCAUGGUUUGAAGGACCAUAUUGUGUUGUUGCUGGUGGAUCCUAUUACUUUGUGAAAGAGUUCCUAGAACUCCAUUUAAAUUCAAGUGAAAUCUAUGGCUUGUUAUAUAUAUAGCUUGAAGGGAUUUUAUAUUUCAUUUGUAAUGUUUGUAAUGUGUGGGAUUGUUUGUAAUAUAUUUCGUUAAUUAAA
Rubroshorea leprosula is the source of this 1973-nucleotide messenger RNA. Lineage: Eukaryota; Viridiplantae; Streptophyta; Magnoliopsida; Malvales; Dipterocarpaceae. The record is from the annotation of a GenBank genome assembly.